ACAGUUUAACCAUGGUGUAACAGAACCGAAAAUAUCAAGAUUGGAAUCGGUUUUCGUUUACGACGUAAACCGAAGUUGAAAAAUUAAAUAAACAUAACGAUCUUUUGUCUGAAAGCUCAACAUAAUGGCGACACUUCUUGGAAACGACGUUACAAAAACGUGUCUUUUGUGUUAUGUACAUUUUGAUUUUUUACACGAAAUGUGACGUGAUAAAAAGAAGUGUUGGUUAUCUAAGCAGGAUGUAUUGGACACGAGUGUAAAUAAAUUUAUAGGUGGCAAAAUUAAGUCUUGGAGUAAACGUUCUCAACACUGAAUUUCUAUUUCGGAUUUGAGAACGACAAAGAGUUAUUUGGGACCAUUGAAAUGAAUUGGCAUCUAAUUUGGGCGGUUGAGAGCUAAAUAUUUGUACAAAAACUCCCUUUAUGUGUUUUUUCACAUCAAGUUAAUAUCAACCCUGCGGUGGAGAGGUAAAACAUUAAUUGGUUUUGAGUGUAUAACAUUUAGCUUUAACUGCUAAAAAACUGUGUUAGUUUUACUUGCAUGCACUUUGGCAUAAAAACGAGACACUUCAGCUAGAUAAAUAAAUCAAUCAAAGCAACUUUUUAUGUUUACAAGUGUAUAGAAUUAGUCAUUUGGUAUUUAUUUGUGAAGCGUUAGUGAAAUAUGCGUAUGUUAAUGGAACGAAUCCUCAUAUAAACGAGAAGGUAUAUAAAACUACAAAAUUGUUCAUAUAAUGUUACAGAAAGAUUUUUUUGUUUGUUUUGUUUUGGAAUUAUUGUUUUGGCGACGACUCUAUUUUUAUCUCCUUCUUUUAUCUCCUUCUUAGCGGAGUUUUCUUUUUUUACUGAAGCGAUUACAAAAUAGUCUUGAUAGCUACAUCUUAAUGCUCGAAGGAGAACAUAUUAGCGAGUCCAUGAAAUUAUUUUUCGUUUUGUACAAUAGCUACAAACUUUAUUUCUAGCCAGCUAAAAGAAGAUGUAUAAACAUAAGGUGUCAUACGAGAAAGGUAGCUAGCUGUAUUUGAUCACAGUGUUUUAACAUUGAGAUCAAGAAAACGUAAGCUGUGACAAAUACGCUCUUUUUCGUGGGCAAAUAGAUGCUAGCAAAUGUCGAGUUAUGAUGUGAGUUUUAAAUUAAACUUUGUGUCAUUUCUAGCUGGUUGGUUCAUCUGUCUGUUGUAAUAUAACUACAAUACAAAUAUCAUAUUACAUUUUUGUGAAACUAUUACACACAGUUGCGCAGCAUUCCGGUCUGCAGAUUUGAUGUUUGUUUUCAGGUAACAGUUACAACUAAAAUAAUACAAAUUAAACUUAUUACACGUUUUUUUUUGUAAGCUACACAUGGAUAAAAUCUUCAAGAAACAAAACGAUAUGUGAAGAACAAUCAGCUUCGGCCAAAAUUUUGUGUUGCUUAUAAAGAAGCAUACAUCGGUUAGAUUAUAAUUUCAUUUGUGUUUAUAACUUUCCCAAUACUUUUAAAACAGUUUUAGCUACUCUAAUUUUCGUGGAUAUUUACACCAAUUCAUUUCAAUUACGUGCAAUCAUAGAGCAUAUGUACAUCAUUACAUUCGUUAAUGAGAGAUUUUUAGAAUGGCUUUGUAUUCCUUAAAUACUUUAAAUUGUUCUUAAUUUUUUAAUUUGAUAUCCAUCGUUGUGUUAAUUAAAAUAAUAAAUGAUUUGUCAAGAACAGAUUUCAGUUGACGCAGAUUGUAUCAGUGUGUGUCACAUCUUGUCUACGAAUAUACCACAGAUAAAUGUAAGUUUUUGACUUAUAACUUUUUGUAAAUAAAAAAAAAUAAAAAAAUAUAAAAGGAUUGAUUGCAGCGUAAAAGCAUAGGAUAAAACUGUUAAAAAACCUUCAAGUCUUUUUUUUUUACUUUGAUUGGCUUUAGAUCUUUUGUUGAAGUAAAGCCUUUAUUGAUUGUAUAUUAUCUGGGAUUUUUUUUUAUCUUUAUUAUUAAUACUUCCUUAUUUUGUUCUAUUCUUUUGUAACAUCUACACAUGGUGAUUCCCAUCUUCACUUACUUACACAUUUUUCGCAACCCCGGAAGAAUUAAAGUUGAAUGGAAUUAAAUGAAUUCCUUCCAACAUCAUCAUCAAGCGUCUCAGUGCAUUGAUUUGAAAGCAAUGUUGGCAUAACUUGCAAAAAUAUCAGGUUAACCUUGUUUUAAGGAAAAGCUUCUUAAGCAAUUUCCAUCUGCAAUUUGGUUAUCAUAAUGUCAUUUAGAGACGUAGAAUGCUACAAUCAAUCAACUUUCUAUUUGUUCAACUUUAGAUGCACAUAUAUAAACACACAAAUUUAGAAUUAUACAAUCGAAUAAGUCUUAGAGGGUAGAGCAUAGAUAUUGUGUUAGAUUGGUUAAAACAGUUAGUUCUUGAUUAACGGUUUGUGCACUGAUCUAAAUAGUCUCGAGGAUUUUUAUCUAACAAAUUUUAACUGUCAAUCAUCAUCAGUAUUACUGCACAGUCGCUGUAAGCUAAUUAAUAUGGAUUUUUGUGAACAAACGUCUAAGAACUUAUAUUCCCUUUUAAUUGAUAAGAGAAGGGAAAGAUAAUGUAAGUACAAUGUAAGUAGAACUUUUGCGGAUUUUCAGUGAAAUGUGCGCAGCAAUCUAUGCGAUGUUGGUAGCUAAAAGUAGCUACAAACGAAUUCCUAGUAGACUUCCCAUGGUUGAAGUCGCGUUUUAACAGAUUUACGGCUAGUACUACUUGUUGUUCUAAAAUAAGGAAUGAUGUUUGUGCUUGUAAUUACACUUUUGGUUAUCAAUAGUAAGGCUUCCUGCAAUGAGACGUACACAAUAAACCUAAUUGGAGAAUCAUCAAUGCAAUUAAAAACUAAUUUUGGUAUAGUAAUCGAGCAUAAUAAAAAAAGGGAAAUAGAUCGUGCUGUUUGAACAUGAUUUAAACAAAUUUAUUUUUAAAAGGAAUAAUAUUUUUUAAAACUGAAAAAAACUGGAUGAAGUGGGAAAGUUUUUUUUCAAGUCAAACUUUUUAUGGCAGUAACAUUUCGUUGUUUUUAAUUUGAAAGUAACUAUUGCAUGUAGUAACAUAAAAUUUUUUGAUAUACCACGUGUUUAAUAUUUUUUUUUGUAUUUUUUCUCAAAUUCAUGUUUGUGUUUUAUGUGUAAGCUGACGUAAGCUAUUGAUCACUUGACAGGGAUUAUGGAAAUGGUUAUUAGGAGAUGACAGAUCAAGUUUUAACGCUUCUUGAUUCGCUUCUCUGUGAUGUUGAAAGGUUUUUCGCAUUACUUAUGAGUGGUACUGACUUAUUUAACUUAAUGGAUAAAUACACAGAUAAACAAGACGUGAAAGCGAAUUGCUGCUGUUUUAAAUGAUUAUUUAUUGGUGGAAAAAAAGGUUACUCUUUAUACUGACACUCUUAAAUUUUCCCUAUUAAUCGUUUAUCUGUUAUUCAUCUUUUUCUUACUUUCGAUCUCUCAGUUCCUUAUUUUUCUUAUCUCAAGAAGUCAUGUGAGCUAAACAUUGCUGAAAGUUGUUUUAAAACAAUUUUGUUUGGAUGCAGCAAUUUAAAAGCAGUUUCAUGAUUUCAGAUAGCUUGAGAAAGUCUAAUAGCAGUACAGUAAUAUAAUAAUAUUUUCUGAAUAUAUAGCUAAAUCUGUAUAUUUGAGUUUAAUGACCAGCUAAUCCAUCAUCUGGGAAGUUGACGUUCAGGUUUGGUAUACUUAUUAUUAUUUCUCCCAUUGAUCUUACGUUAUACUUUUAAAUCCAUGACUUUCACAAAGAAUAAACAGUUAUUUAACUUCAUUUUCAUUGCAAGAUUAACGCAACACACAAACUUCUGGUGUCUGCUUAGGGUGCUAACCAAUACAGGUAUAUAAACCCGCUGAAGUUGCUUGGAUACGUAGAUAAGAAUACACUUAUGUUUUAAUCCAAGUUCAAAUGAAGUUUAAAGAAGUUACAUCUCGUUUUUAGACCGACUCGUGGCCUUGUAGUAGAGCAGUGCGAAAGGUCUUGGGUUCAAAUCCCGGUCGAGUCAUGCCAGAGACUAUAAAAGUGUGAAUCGAUCCUUUCUGCUUAACGUUCAGCAUGAAAAUAGGCGGUUAUCUAGUUGAGCGGCUGUUGUGCUGGCGCGCCUUCCGUAGCACUAGGACCCAUUUUGCAGGACCCUCAUUGAUAACAGCUCUAUUAGGAAUUAAAGAGGCUAUCCUGGCCCAAUUUAAGUCUCGUGAUGCUUAAUGGUGGUAAGGUCUAAUUGAGUGUCACUUUUUUUAUGAUUCUUUUUAGCCUAGUGGAAAUAUGUUAGGCAGCUAUUGCUUUUCUAAAUUAUACAUUUAUUUAAAAAGGGCUGAAAAAAUAACCCGAACUCAGUAUUAAAUUCUUUUUUCAAUUAAAAAAAAUAUACACCGUGCAGACAAAGUGUUCUCCAGUGUUUUUAGCCUCACUCCAGUGUAUACAGGAUUUGAAACAAGUAUAUGACGAUAUAGUGGGCAGCACUUAGAAAAAGAUAUCCAAGAAAAAUAUUUUGCUAAUUUAUGUUCACAUUUUCCCACUUUGCAAUUGUCAUGUGCGUCACGGAUUAAACUGAAGCACACGCAUACCGUGGGCGCAAGUUGAGAAAACUCGACCUUGUGGUUUUAAUAGUAAACAUUUUAAGAUAUGGCUUAAGUACAAAACUAACUUGAAUAAUCUGUUAAAAGAAUUAAGCUGCGUGCAAAUCUAUUAUGUUUUUAACAGCUGAUGUGACAUAUCGAGACAUAUCGAGACAGGUGACAAUCUAUGAAGGAACAAUCUUUACAAAAUACUUGAGGGAGUAGUUUAAAUGAUAUCUGUGAAAUAAAAAGACAUAAAAAGAUGUGAAAAUUACACUUACGUAUAGUUGAGCAAUACAGAAAUAAUGGAAGAGAGAACAGAUGGAAGAUAUUACAAGCCAAUGCUACUGAGACUACAAAUUCUUAACUGAUUGACAUUUUACCAAAGGAACAUGAAACUACAAUUUCUAUGUCCUAAUUAGUGGGUAAUGUUUUCCUUUUCGGUUGUUCCGUCCAUAUAUUGAACUAACAAAAAUAACAUCUGAACUUCCUCUUCGAAAGCGGAAUUGUUUUGGUACAACAAAAGAAGGAUAGGUAAAAAGCAUGAUGCAGGUGUUGCGUGGAAAAUUUCAACUAUAUCAACGUACGUAAUGCCAUGCAUAUAUGACUAUGGGGUGGUAUUCAUGAUCUGAUUGGACCGCAAAUUCAUGAUCUGAUUGGACAACAAAUUCAUGAUCUGAUUGGACAAAGAAUACCGGGUGAUUGAGGAAAAUAAACGCGACAUUAUAUUUAAUUGUUUAUUUUAUCUUCUUAUCAUGGAUGAAAUGUUUUCAUUGUGCAGAAGUGUGAAAGUAAAAGAUAUAUAUUCUUUCUUAUUAUUUUUCAUUUGAUUCAAAAAGAAAUGCGUGGGAGCUGAAGUUUGAUGAAAAGUUAUAAUUUUCUGUUUUAUUCCAUUUUUCUGACAAAAGUAUAAAUAUAAACACGACGAAAAAAUAGAAAAGAAAAUGAAGGAAAAAUAAAGAAAAAAAAUAAAAACGCUAUAUAUUUUGUUAAGAAGUAUUUCGUUUCCAUGCAGAGAAAAAUGAAGUAACUUCAGCUCCAUUUUACACUGUGUUUUUAAGUAAAGUCUUCUAUUUUAUCUUUUUCUUGCCUUGGUGAAUAAAAUGGUGAAGAGGAUAAUAUAACAUUUCAUUAAGUUAUAUUUCAAAAUGUUUGAAAAGAAUAUUUACGUCUUUUACAGCGACACCACGUAUUACGUAUUGCUAGGGAACUGGAUCUAGUGUAACAAAGUAUAUUGCAGGAUUUCGGCUAAAUUUGCAUGGCGUUUACCUUGAAGAAGAUUUAUCCAAGAAAAUCCAUUUAUUUGUGAAAAACACUUGUCUUCGUAAAUAUAUAACGUUUUUUGAUCAAAACAGAAACCACCGCAGAUGUUUUUCACAAAUUGUUGUUUUUUUUACUUCUUUAAAACCUUUAUUUAUUAUAUUUAUUCUUAUUUUUUAUUGUCGCGUUCAUACAUUAGUUCUACAAAAGAGUAUAAACUUUGUUUUAAAUUUAGAAGUGUGUUUUUCUCAAAUAAAACAGCGACUGUUUGUUUUGGAUGUUGUAAAAUAAAAAUAUGCCAGUGUAAACAAGAUCUUAUUUGCUCCUGCACUGAAAAAACUCGAUCUUGCUCUCCUCAAAGAUAAGAAAAUAGUGAUUAAAAGCUAUUUGGUUACGAGCUUUGAAUCAUUACGAUCAUCUUAAUAAUGACUCGAUCGACCAUACAAGAUAAAAGGUAUUGUUUACCUCCAGCAAAGGGACUAAAAAAAUACGAAGAUAAAUUUCCAGAGGACACGGCAUAUCGGCCAAGAAUUCCGUCGUGUCCAGCAGUGUUGCCGUCAUAUAUAAAUCGCGACUUUUUGCAAGAAUUCGAAGAUACGCUAGCAAAAGUACGUGAAGAAACAUUUGCAGAAUUAAACGCCGAAAACAAAGUCGGUAAUAAAGUGCAACGUCGGCAUUCUUGGAGUGUCGGCACGGAAAAUGCAAGAAACAGAAACAUUGAAAACAAUAAGACCAACUUAAUAUUGCAACGAAAAAUAAGUGGAGAGUCAAGACGUAGUAGCGUAGCGAGUGUGCCUGAAGUGAUUGAAGAAUGCUCAAGUGAUGAAGAAAUGAGUCAUGAAUCCACUGAAGAUUACGAUUACAUGCAUUGUUUGAACUGCAGUCGCUCAAGUUCUACCAGCUCACUCGAGAACACUGAAACACAUAACAUACAAUAUUGUUAUAAAUGCAAACAUUUGUAUCAAGCAAAAAAUAACUUUGCUUCCACAUACAAAGAAGGGAGACGCUCCUCCUGGGGUGGUGAGAGUACGCAAACUAGUUCUCCGAGACGGUCAAGAAGAAGCAGUUUGACGGACAGUACGGACUUACCAAUUAUUGCUGAACCAUUUACUGACGAGGAGACAAAUGACACGGCUGAUUUAAAAAAGCUUGUGGAACUAGAUAUUAAUAAGCUCUUGAAAUUUAACAGGGGUGUGGAUAUGAGAUGAGAAUCUUGUUUUAUUGUUAUAUUUUUAUCCAUUCUUUUUCGAUAAUUUGUUUUUUAAAGUUUUAUGUUUAAAGCAAAAUUAUUUCUCUAAAGUCGAUUUUUGUUGCAUUUAAAUUUAAUUUGCGAAAGGUGUUGGAGAAAUUGGAAACAGUAAAGUCAGUUCUAAAUUACAUUUUGUUCACCUUCUUUUAAUAUUCUAUUUGUGGACAUUGCUUGUACCUUGUAUUUUCAUUUUUUUCUUUUUUUAUUGCUAUAUAUUUACCGCCUAAAUUUACUUCAAAAUAAUUAUUUUUUUAUGUAAAUAAAGAUUUAUGGAAUUGUAUAUAUGAGUUUACAAAUUUAAAGUUCAGUUCUUCAAUCCAAAUUAAUGAAUGAAUGUAAAUAUUGUCUUAUUUUAUUUCCAAAUCUUUUUUCUGAUUUGUUGUUGCACAAUGCUCAUUUGGAUUUGAGUAAAACCAAGAUUAAGUUGAACUGCUCAGUAUGACAAUGAAUCUUUUUUAUUACGCUUUUUGUGUAUAUUUUACUUAAACGACAGACAU
Messenger RNA from Hydractinia symbiolongicarpus, 7555 nucleotides. RefSeq lists its product as uncharacterized. The record is from RefSeq and is a predicted model, not a curated record. The coding region runs from base 6235 to 7017 and encodes 260 amino acids. The transcript has 2 exons. Lineage: Eukaryota; Metazoa; Cnidaria; Hydrozoa; Anthoathecata; Hydractiniidae.